UCCAAAAUAAAAUAAAUAGAAUAUUAAUAAACUCCUUAAAAAUCUACACAUUUAGAUUAUUACCUAGGUAUGAAGGCUUUUUAAGGAAGAAGUUCUUGCUAAUGGUAGGUUCCAAUAACUGGUGUUCUUUUAUCAACCAUAAAAAGCCUUGAGUUAAAUACACUCCAUAUAAAAUGUUUUUAUAGGGAUAAAUAGAUUUCCAGUAUAAUAUGAAAAUAUUCUGGGAUCUACUUCCACAGUUACUAAAAUAUUAAGUUUAGAAAUUACUGGAUGAGUAUACAGAAACUGUUAUUUCCAUUUUAUUCUUGGUUUUCCUAAUACAUGAUGGGACUAGUACUUCCCUGACCUAUCCACAGAAGCUUGCAAAUAAUUUAGAGCUCAGUUGUUUUGUUUGAAUAUAUGUAUAAAUUGAGAUAUCUUAUACUAUUUAUUUUUACCAGUAAUGCAUUUGGCAGAAUAACUGGAAGAGUGUAAUUCUCCAAUAAAUAGUUUAAAAAGGUAAUCAUAAGAUAUGACUUGCAUUUGGAUUUGAUAAUUAUUCAGAGGUGGCUGUCUUGCUAUUUUUCCAGAAUGCUUCUGGUUUUAAUGAUUUGAACAUGUGAGUCCUUUGAGGACAGUAGAAGUGGCAGAUUCUCCCUUGUCCCUGUCCUGCCACCCUGCUCUGCCGCCGCUGCCUCCUCACACAAACUAUACUGAACUUACUGCUCUGAAAAUUUCUGUUGAACGGUUAAUUGAAUGAGUGAAUAAAUGAAUCUUUUAGAUGUGCCUAUAGAAGUCAUAACAUUUAGUAAUAAAGUGGGGGCAGGGGAACCUUGUUAAAAUGUAUUUUUAUAAUGAUAGCGGAAAAAGUUUGAAAUUGCACAUGGGUCUUUUAAAAUGCAGCAGAACAGGUAUCAGACCACCCCAAAGAAUUCUUGGGUGAAGUGAGAAGCUGGCAGUUCCCAGUUGACUACAGACAGCUGCAUCCUGGCAGCUGAUUGCUCCAGAGUUGCGGGCCUCACAAGCUCGCACUGGGUGGGAGCUAUGCUGGAGGCUGGAGCUUGCCUGUAGAACUUGCUAGCUGGAGCCAAAGCCCACUUCCUCUCUUGUGGGAGCCCUGAAAAUGAGUAAGAAUGGGUUUGGGAGCUAUGGCAACAUCUCUGCCCCAGGUGAAGCCAGUGGAAGCAGUGACCCACUGUCUCAGGGCAGGGUAGCUCUUGCUACUAAGUCCGCGGGAUCCAGGGCCCAAAUCCAGGCUAUUGUUCCUUGUGUAAACCAACUGCUCACCUCCACUCUGGUUGAUAACGUCUUCAAGAAUAGAGGAAUCAAGAUUUCCCAAGUUUCUGUCGUGGGAAUAAUCAGGCAGGCAGAGAAGACUGCAAGUUACUAGAAGAUUGAUGAUAUGACCACCUUACCUAUCGAGGUCUGCCAGUGGGUCGGCAGAGAUAAAGCAAAGCAGGAGGCGACUCUGCUUCCAGUGGGAGCAUAUGCCAAAGUGUUGGGUAUCCUCGAAUGUUCUGUGGAGAUGAAGAGCCUUGAGAUGUUGAAAAUCCGUGUCCUCGAGGACAUGAAUGAGUACAGCACACAUAUUCUAGAAACGGUCAAGGUACACAUGAUGCUGGAUAACGCCUGCCAAGUGGCCCCUGGGCAAAGUGGCCCGGUUGAUCCAUCAGAAAUGGGUGAGGCCCAGAAGCACAGCGAGCAUCACCCCAGUUUUGUCCAGAACGAGGUGCUGCGUUUGACUCAUGAGUGUCCUCAAUAGGAAGGCAAGAGCAUUCAUGAGCUCCAGACCGAGCUUUGUGACCUGAGCAUCCAGACCGUCAAGCAAGCGGUUGAUUAUCUGACCGUGGAGGGCCACAUCUACCCCACUGUGGAUGAGGAGCAUUUAAAAUCUGCUGAUUGAAGCACCAAAAACUUUUUUUCCAUUUUCUGAAGACCCUGCCUCCUGUUGUGACUGAGUUUGUUUGACUUUUAGGAAGUAGAUUUUUUUCAACAAAAGAUUGGAAUUGGCAUCCUUUGGAAUCCCACUGCUUUUCCAGCUGCUUUGAACUUAACUGUUUUUCUAACUAUAUUUGAAGCUUAGAAGGAGAUGAUGAUGAAUAAGUUUACUGGCCUUUUUGUAGGAUUUACCAAUGAGCAGAUGAAAACUCUCCUGGAUGGAUGAAUUUGGGGAAGCAAAGGUACAGAAAUGGUUGAAAAUUAUUAUUUUCUUGCAUGGAAACUUCUUUUUCCGAAAUAUCUACGUAUUAGGAGAAAAUAGAUGCAGUCAAGAAGCCGGUUAAGAGACAGAAAAAGUGUUUUCACAUAGACUCAUUUUCAAUGUUUUGAUUUAUCAUCUUAUAUUCAUACUGUUGUGUUAUGCUAAAUAUAGUAGUUGAUUAAUUCAGAUGAGCUAAAGAAAUUAGUUUAUGAUUUCAGGUACCCAGUUCGUGUUCAUGUAGUAAUCUGCUCUUAUUGCCAUAAGUUUAUGUUUUUUAAAAGAUAAAAUUAUACUACAUUUAAAUGACAGGGUCAGCUUUGACUUGUUUUCUUAAAGUAUAAUUGUUUUGAAUUCAGUGUGGUGAUAUUUUUUAUAAAUUACAACCUCUUGUAGUUGCAUAGUAC
Molecule: messenger RNA, 2583 nt
Organism: Cervus elaphus (red deer)
Lineage: Eukaryota; Metazoa; Chordata; Mammalia; Artiodactyla; Cervidae
Gene: RPA4
Product: replication protein A4
Biological process (GO): double-strand break repair via homologous recombination; DNA replication; nucleotide-excision repair
Cellular component (GO): site of double-strand break; chromosome, telomeric region; DNA replication factor A complex
Molecular function (GO): DNA binding
Source: RefSeq, a predicted model, not a curated record